Oenanthe melanoleuca is the source of this 4263-nucleotide messenger RNA. RefSeq names its product G-protein coupled receptor 83-like. Gene Ontology annotation, cellular component: membrane. NCBI's taxonomy places the organism in Eukaryota, Metazoa, Chordata, Aves, Passeriformes, Muscicapidae. The record is from RefSeq and is a predicted model, not a curated record. The transcript has 4 exons. Gene Ontology annotation, molecular function: neuropeptide Y receptor activity. Bases 533 to 1792 code for a protein of 419 amino acids. Gene Ontology annotation, biological process: neuropeptide signaling pathway.
AUUCUGCUGCUGAGCAAAUCUGCUUCACUGAGUAGUCACAGAUACUUGGAGGGAGAAAAGCAAAGCAGAAGGCAGCCCUUGCUUUUUUUGUUUCUGCCAAGCUCUGAACUCUUGGGAAAAAGAAACCUGAUGGAUUAAAGACUGUGUGGAGAACCAGUAAAGCAGAUUUCUAAGGAUAAGUUGCAGAUUGAAGAAGUGUCCAGAAGGAAAUAUUCACUAAGAUUUUUUCCUUGGUGCAGGGAGAAAGUGUUUGGGGAUCUCUGAUAUUUCAGCCUCUGAAGCAGCUUGUCUCUGGGGGAUAUAUGGGACUUAAGAAGGACAGCCAAGAGGGAGCGUCUGAGGUGAAGCUGAUGUGUCCCCAGCACAGGCAGAAGAACUCAUUUAUCAACUCUUUUCUCUACUUUGCACCCAUGGGGCAGACUUUUAAAAUGCAAGUGUGUGCGUUCUCUCCUGCAACCACUGGCUUUAGCAGCUGAGCUGGCAGAAGGUGCUGACGAGUGUGUGGCUGCACCAGGGCUCUGCUGCCCCAGCCAUGAGACACAUCUGGUUCCCCUUGCAGUUCAUGCCCAAGCCCUUCUGGAGAUCAGAGAACCACAACACGAGCAGCUUCUUCUCUGCACUAUACGGCUUCCCUAACCAGUCCUUCUUCCACAGUGACUUGAACCUGGAGGACCUGGGGGACUUUGACAGCGGAGCCAAGUACGAGGGCGAGUCGCAGAGCCGGACAGUGCAGGCGCUGCUGAUUGUCGCCUACUCCGUGAUCAUCUGCAUCUCUCUCUUCGGCAACAUCCUGGUGUGCCACGUGGUCAUCAAGAACAAGAGGAUGCACUCUGCCACCAACCUCUUCAUCGUCAACCUGGCCAUUGCUGACGUGAUGAUCACCACCCUGAACACCCCCUUCACACUGGUGAGGUUCGUGAGCAGCACCUGGGUUUUUGGAAAGCUGAUGUGUCACAUCAGCCGGUUUGUUCAGUACUGCUCUGUCCACGUGUCUGUGCUGACCCUCGCUGCCAUUGCACUGGACCGGCACCAGGUGAUCAUGCACCCUCUCAAGCCACGCAUGUCCAUGGUGAAAGGAGGGAUUUGCAUCAUCAUCAUCUGGGUUAUGGCCAGCUGCUUCUCACUGCCCCACGCCAUUUAUCAGACUCUGACAAGGUUUUAUAUUGGAAACAAAACCAUCCGAAUGGUCUGCCUCCCCAGCUUCCCUCCUCCUGCUGAUCUUUUCUGGAAGUAUUUGGACCUGACUACAUUUGUUCUCUUGUACGUUCUGCCUUUGCUUGUGAUCUCCAUCACCUACACCAUAGUGGCCAAAAAGCUGUGGCUGAGGAACGCCAUUGGGGACCUCACCAUGGAGCAAUACUAUGCGCACCAGCGGAAGAAGAAGAUGACGCUGAAGAUGCUGAUGGUGGUGGUGGUUGUGUUUGCCGUGUGCUGGUUUCCCCUGAACUGCUACGUGGUGCUGAUCUCCUGCAGGGCCAUCCACAGCAGCAACGCUCUGUACUUCGCUUUUCACUGGUUUGCCAUGAGCAGCACCUGCUACAACCCCUUCAUCUACUGCUGGCUGAACGAGAGCUUCCGCGCGGAGCUGCGCUCGCUGCUGUGCGUGUGCCGGCGCCGGAGCGCGGCCCAGGGCCACGCUCUGCAGCCCAUCUCCCCGCUCCUCCGGCACGCCAGGGCUGAGGACUGCUGCUACAAAGCAAGCAGCACGUGCCAGAAGGCACAGACACCCUUCCAGAGGAGCUCUGCAAGGACUGACAUAACCAGCGUGCAGCCGAUUGUGGCAGAAAGCUGAGCAGCAUCGCACAGGGAUUGUAAAAUCAUGGGGGAAAUGGGUUUGGAAAGACCAUCAAGUCAACCUUCUGCCAUAGCACACAAACUUCAGCCUUUGACUGGGUCAUUCAGGACCUUGUUCUCUCAGGUAUCAAAAUUCUCUAGAGAUGAAUUGCCCACUUGUGGGCGGCAGAAUGAGGGGUGUUGAGUGAAUUUUUCAUUGAACAAUCAGCAAAAAUGAAUUAUUAAACCUCACACAAAGCCUUUCAUGGUCUAAGCAAACACGGGGAAGCUACACUGGUUUUACACACACCAGCUGCUCACUGUAAAGCUGUUAGGGCUUUAACUUUGUGAAUUGACAUUUUUUUGGCAUAAAAUCUGAGUUAUUUUCACUUUCAAUAAUUUAUUUUUUACCAGUCCUCAAGAACUGUGUUGUUUGUGGCUUCCCUGCCAGCCUGGCAGCCCUUCCCCAUUGGACCAGCCUGUCUCCCUGUCUUGUAGUUAUCCUGUAGGCAGCAGCAGUAGCAACAUUUCAGCAGUUCCCUAUGGAACUUGGGGCUUUGUCUGGUUCCAUCACAAUGGAACAAACCAGACCUGCAGGCUUUCAACCCAACAGGCAGGAGAUGGAAGAACUUUAACACACCUGUAACAUGUGGACAGUCAGGUGUGCCCUGCUCAGUUAAACUGUGCAUCUGACAACGUGCCACAGCAUUCACCUCAAGCACAGAUCUUGUGUUCCCACCUCACUGGUGGCAGGGCACACCAGCAGUGCUGGUCCUCGUGCCUCUGGAAUGCAAGAGACAGCUUGGAUUCCUGGGGAUCUGUGUGCCUGACAGCUGGCACCAGCAGCUGCUGCUCUGGGGGCUCACAGCAGAGCCAGCCACCAUGUUUCAGAGCUGGGUUUGGGUCACUAGUGAGAAAUACCCAGUGGGAGCACAUGGCCAACUUCAGCCUAUGGCUAUGAAAGGCCAUCAAGUUGUGUUUUCCACUUUCUCAGAAAGAAUAACCAGUUUCUUUGUGACCAUUCUGCACUGGCUCAGCCUUUGUGGUGGUAAAGGGUUGAGCUUCAAAAGACAGUGAAAAGGAAAUGAACUUCAGUCUUCCCAUGCAAAAAGACUCUAAAUUACAUCUCUAUAGCUGAGCAUUUCCACCCAGACUGGUAGCAUGUCACAGCUACAUGUCACCUGUGUGAAAGGCUGCUUAAAUUUGGAAAUCAAGAUGCUUUGAUGGGUGCAAAAAUAUGUGAUCUGAGUAUAUAUUUGUAUUUCAUAAAGAAACUGUGAAGGGGAUGAAAAAGUAAGAGCAACACUAAUCUUGUUUUUUCCUAAGUUAUUGUGGGAAGGAGAAGGACAACAGCAGCUAGGACAGGGACAGAGACAGGGACAGAGACAGGGACAGAGACCUGGCAUGGCCUGGGACACUGCAAAUCCCAGUGGCAUUGACAGUACUAAGGCUUCAGGUCUGUUCCCAUCUAAAGCACAAUGAUCUCUUUUUCUUCACGUCUGCAGGAAUUACUCUGCUGAGGAUAUACUAUGGGGAGGAAAUGGAAACAUCUCUCCAGAGAGCAAAUAUCCAAGGCUCAGGUAUUGGCUUUGACCAGGUGAGCCUUUGAUUUUGUUCCUCUGGAGUGGAGUCCUGCCUGGAGCAGGCACAACAGAGGCAGUACCAAAACCUUUAAUUCUGUGUUGCAAGUAAAUUACAGCAUAAACCAGACAUUACUCCUAAGCUGGGUUUUUACUGUCUGGAAAACUGGGAAUCCACAACACUACAAAUAGCAUUUCCCUACUAUUACUGUCUAGAGGUUUCUAUAAACAAGAUGUCUCUUCUUAAAAAACCAAACCAAUCACAAAUGCAAAUAAACAUUGUUACUAUAACUUAAUAAAACUUAUUCUCCUUCGAAUGCUCUUCUCUUUACAUUGGAAAAAAUCAGUGAGAUUAAAUAAUGCAGUUUGCAUGUGUAUCCCAACCCACUCCCAGAGAACUGUCAAACUCCUUACUCUGGGCUAAAUAAAUGCUAAAUAAAUCAGUCUGUUCUUGCUCCUCAUCCUUCAGCAUGCUGGCUCAGCAUCCUUCAGCCUUGUGUGAAUGGGUGGAUGGUGCAAAGGUUAAACCCACAGGGAGCCUGUCUGACUGGGGCAGUAGGCAGACAUCCCUCACCUGGCAACAGCUCUCCAAGGGUGGUUUGCUCCCAGAUGAAAAGCUGACAUUGUUGCCUCAUAGCACAUCCCAUGUUGAUCCUUGCAUUGCAGCACCUUCCUCAGUCGGAGUCUGCAGCCUGGCAGUGUUGAGCUGCAUUAACAAACAUUGUUUCUUUGAGGUGAUGGUUUUUCUGAAAGUCUGGCAAACUUCCCCCUAAUUACACACAACCUCCCACCGGAUGCUCUUGCUUUAACACGUGCUCUGUUAAAAUAUCUGUGUGGUUGUAUUACAGUAAGAUUUGAUCCACUGAUGUUCUUUGGGGGCUAACAAUCAAAUAAAAUACUGGUUCAGCAC